Molecule: messenger RNA, 1389 nt
Organism: Penicillium nucicola
Lineage: Eukaryota; Fungi; Ascomycota; Eurotiomycetes; Eurotiales; Aspergillaceae
Exons: 2
Coding region: 1-1389 (462 amino acids)
Biological process (GO): amino acid transmembrane transport
Cellular component (GO): vacuolar membrane
Molecular function (GO): amino acid transmembrane transporter activity
Source: RefSeq, a predicted model, not a curated record
AUGGGCACCCAAUCCUCGGAGAUCCCAAAUGACAAGACCGUCGACAAACCAAUCGAUGCUGGUGGUGAUAUAAUGGGCGAGAUGAGCGACAGAGAACGGAACCUCUACGAUGAAGGAAUGAAAAAGUUCUCACGGCUGGGGUGGAAGCGAUUGACCGUGGUCCUGAUUGUGGAAGCCAUUGCACUGGGUACACUAUCUAUCCCCUCAUCCUUCGCCACACUAGGCAUGGUUGCCGGCAUCAUUUGCACUAUUGGAAUUGGUCUCGUUGCCAUUUAUACCAGUUACGUGAUUGGUCAGGUCAAACUUGCAUACCCGGAGAUCACCAACUACGCUGAUGCUGGCCGUCUGAUGGGCGGCCGAAUUGGGUAUGAAAUAGUGACCGUGAUGCUUGGUCUCCAACUCACGUUUCUUACGGCAUCGCACUGCUUGACUGGCACCAUUGCCCUGCAGGUAAUCACCCAGAGUACGAUUUGCGGUGUCAUAUUCGGAGUGGUAUGUGCGGUCAUCCUACUAGUAUUAGCUGUGCCGCCUAGCUUCACCGAGAUGGCGAUAUUGGGUUAUAUCGACUUUGGCUCUAUCAUUAUAGCCAUUGGAAUCACCAUCAUCGCUGCCGGUAUCGAGCGAAACGAAGUCACUACUGCCACUCUAUCAGGCGCGGCUUGGUCCGCGUGGCCACCAGAGGGCACGACGUUCACCGACGCAUUUAUCGCCGUUUCGAACAUUAUCUUUGCCUACAGCUUUGCAAUCUGCCAAUUCUCGUUUAUGGACGAGAUGCACACACCCAAGGACUAUGUCAAAUCGAUCUGGGCUUUGGGCAUCACUGAGAUUUUGAUUUAUACCGUGAGCAGUGCACUGAUUUACUCUUUUGUCGGUGCAGAUGUUAAAGGACCUGCUAUGCUUUCUAUCAACGAGACCGUUAGUCGGAUUGCUUUUGGAGUGGCACUGCCUGUUAUCUUCAUCAGCGGCUCUAUCAACACCGUUGUUGCUGGGCGGUUAAUUCAUGGUAGAAUCUUCAAGAAUUCUACUAUCCGCUUCAUUAACAGCGUUGCUGGGUGGUCCACUUGGCUGGGAAUUAUUACAGCCAUCACUGUGAUUGCUUUUGUGAUUGCUGAGGUCAUUCCCUUCUUCGAGGAUCUUCUCUCUCUGAUCUCCGCCCUGUUUAUCUCUGGUUUUACGUUCUACAUCCCCGCUUUGAUGUGGUUCAUCUUGAUCCGGAAGGGAAGCUGGACUUCACCUCGUAACCUGGCAUUAGGAGCUCUCAACGGAGCUGUCCUGGUCAUAGGUCUGGUAAUUCUGGGUGGCGGUACUUACGCCAGUAUUCAAGAUAUUCUUAACAAUUAUAAAGCUGGAACGGUUGGAAGCGCCUUUUCCUGUGGGAAACAAUAUUAA